Podarcis raffonei (Aeolian wall lizard) is the source of this 1968-nucleotide messenger RNA. Its product is annotated as keratin, type II cytoskeletal 8-like. Gene Ontology annotation, biological process: intermediate filament organization; keratinization. The transcript has 11 exons. Gene Ontology annotation, cellular component: keratin filament. Bases 1 to 1968 code for a protein of 655 amino acids. Lineage: Eukaryota; Metazoa; Chordata; Lepidosauria; Squamata; Lacertidae. Gene Ontology annotation, molecular function: structural constituent of skin epidermis. The record is from RefSeq and is a predicted model, not a curated record.
AUGCAGAGUGCCAUGUUGCCGGAUACACAUCAAGAAAUGUACCUAACACUGUGGGUAGGCUGUACAUCCCUGGAAGUGAAGAUUUCAGCCCAGACGGUGGGUACCACAUCACCAGUGGUGGUGGCAACACCAACUCCAGAGCAGCUCAGAGACCCAGAGGUGCUACCUGUGCAACUGGUGGUUGUACCACUGCCAUUGUGGCAGGUAGAUGUGUUGGUGGCUACUCCAGUGUUGGUAACUCAGCUGGUGCAUGCUGUCACGCACAUUCAUGCAACCAUGGCGGGCACAGGACAUAUGUCGCCUCUGUGCGCCAUCCAGAUCAACGAGAAGCUCCUGAAGCCUUUACAUCUGGGAGUUGAUCCACAGGAACAUGUCGUACGAAAUCAUGAGAGGGAAGAGAUGAAGAACCUCAACAACCAGUUUGCUGGCUUCAUUGAUAAGGUACGAACCCUAGAGCAGCAGAACAAGGUUCUUGAAACAAAGUGGAACCUCCUGCAAGAGCAUGUCACACCAGCAAAGAAAAACCUUGAACCGUUCUAUGAAAGUUUCCUCUGCAACAUGAAGAAGGAGCUAGACUGUUUACUAAAUGAAAGGCAACAUCUGGCAAGUGAAGAGGCUGCCAUCCAGCAACUGGUAGAAGAACUGAAGUGCAAAUAUGAAGAGGAAUUCAAAAGGCGUACAACAGCAGAAAAUGAAUUUGUACUACUCAAAAAGGAUGUAGACUCUCUCGCACUACGCAAGACAGAACUGGAGGGGAAAGUGGAUUUGCUGAGACGGGAAUUUGAAUUCCGCAGAUGUGUUUAUUUGGAGGAAUUAGCACAGUUGGAUGGCCAUGUCUGUGACACAAAUAUCCUCUUGCAAAUGGACAACAAUCGAGGCUUGGAUGUUGACUGCAUCAUCAGAAAUGUUGAGGCCUGGUAUCAGAGCAUCGCCCAGAGGAGCAAAGAAGAAGUCAAUGCUUUGUAUGAAAACAGGUUUCAAGAGCUCCAGCAGCAAAGAGGGAAAUACUCAGACAAUCUGAAGAUAAAUCAGCACGAGAUUGCAGAUCUGACCAGGCUGGUCAAUAAGUUGCAGUCUGAGAACGAUGCUAUUAAAAAGCAGGUUGAUAUUUUGCAAUCAGCCAUUUGUGAUGUUGAGCACCGUGGAGAUGGUGCUCUUAAAGAUGCUCGGGAUAAGCAUAUUGAGCUGCAGACAGCCCUCCAGAAGGCCAAGGAUGACCUAGCUGGCUUGCUGAGGGACUACCAUGAACUCCUGAACACCAAGUUGGCUCUGGAUAUUGAGAUUGCUACAUAUAAGACACUCCUGGAAGGGGAGGAGUACAGGUCUCUUUCUGGCUGGGUCAGUUCCAAUCUCACUUCUGAAUGUUUCCUCCUUGCAGAUGUUUUCAAGCCACCCUACACAGAGGGCUCUUCUGGAUUUACUUCUUCAGGUGCACAUGGUCCUACAGGUGGUGGAUACGGUGGAGGACACAGUGAAGGACAUCGUGGAGGUUAUAGUGCAGGAGGCCAUGGGAGCUACAAAAGGAGCUCCAGAAGUGUUGGAAACCACCCAAGGACUGUAGAUAGUCAUGUAGAUGCAGGACAUGCCUCUGCAGAUGCAGAACUCUACUCAGGAACACAAUACAGCUCCCAGAAUGUGUCUCAAUCUGCUUGUAAACCAAGUUCUCCUGUAGGCGUUGACAGUCCCACAACAGGAGGAAGAGCUGGCAUAGGGGUAGACUGUGGCCCAGGUGCAGGGUUUAGCUCAGGAAGCGCACAAGCAUCAGCCAGCAAGGGGCAUGCCACUGGGAGUAUAGGAGGAGGUUGCCCAGAUGGAGGCUACCUGUCUGGGGGUUAUGGACCACCUGGUGUCAUCCCAUUUGGAGCUGGAUUUGGACCUAGGAUUGCAGGUGGCCUGGGGGUUGUGGGUUGCCAGCCUGGGACAACUUUAAAUGACUCUUAUCACACCUUCACUUCUGCACCGUUCUGA